This is a messenger RNA of Phycomyces blakesleeanus NRRL 1555(-), 1610 nucleotides long. RefSeq lists its product as hypothetical. The transcript is spliced from 5 exons. The record is from RefSeq and is a predicted model, not a curated record. The coding region runs from base 45 to 1142 and encodes 365 amino acids. Gene Ontology annotation, biological process: D-sorbitol catabolic process. Gene Ontology annotation, molecular function: L-iditol 2-dehydrogenase (NAD+) activity; zinc ion binding. NCBI's taxonomy places the organism in Eukaryota, Fungi, Mucoromycota, Mucoromycetes, Mucorales, Phycomycetaceae.
CUUACAUAAUCUCCCACUCAUCAAAAAAAAAAGUCAAAAUAAAGAUGUCUGCUCUUAACUACAACCCCUCCACCUAUGAGAUUCCCGGCAAGAACACCCUCAACCACGGUGUCCUGUUGAACAAGAAAGAUGACCUCAAAAUUGUCGAGCUCCCCAUUCCCAUCCCUGAAGAAGGUGAGGUCCAGAUUCAGGUCAAGGCCACUGGUAUCUGCGGUUCAGACAUCCAUUUGUGGAAGUAUGGAGAGAUCGGUAUCUUCCCUGUAACUACCCCUCAGCUGCUCGGUCAUGAAAGUGCUGGUGUGGUUACUGCUGUCGGAAAGGGUGUUGACACCUUGAAGGUUGGAGAUCGCGUUGCAGUUGAAGCUGGUAUUCCUUGCUCCAAGUGUGAUCAGUGCAUGAGCGGUAGAUACCAUCUCUGCCCCACUGUCAUCUUCAAGUCCACACCUCCUCAUCACGGUCAGUUGGCCAAAUACAUCACCCACCCCGCUCGUUGGUUGUACAAGAUUCCUGACAAUGUCACUUACGAGCAAGGUGCCCUGUUGGAGCCUCUUUCUGUUGCCAUCUCCGCCAUUGAACGCGUUGGUGUCAAAUUUGGUCGGUCACUCCUGAUUACCGGCGCUGGUCCUAUUGGUCUGAUUGUCCUUGCCGUAGCAAAGGCUACUGGUAUCAGCCCCAUCAUGAUCACCGAUGUCCAGCCCUCGCGUCUCGAGUAUGCCAAGAAGAUGGGUGCUGACUUUGUUUAUCAGGUCGAUCCCAAGCGCAAGGAUGUUGAGAUUGCCAGAGAAAUCCGGGACAUUUUUGGCGGUGAGGGUGCCGAGUACUCAUUGGAGUGCACUGGUGUAGAGUCUUCUUUCCGUACUGCCAUCAUGGCCACCAAGGACGCUGGUGUGUGCUGUCUUGUCGGUGUAGGCAAGAACGAUCAGCUUCUCCCUGUCAACAACUUUGCCAUGCGUGAAGUCGAUAUCCGCGGUCUCUUCAGAUACCAUCACACUUACCCUCGUGCUAUUGCCUUGAUGGCAAGUGGAAAUCUGAAGAUUGACCAUUUGAUUACCCACAGAUUUGACUUUAAGGAUGCCCUUAAGGCCUUUGAUACCACUGCCGACUACUCUACCGGUGCCAUCAAGGUCCAGAUCCUCAAUUAGACGGCUCCUACAUUUAUCCAUUAGAAUUGCCUGAUUCCUUUUUUGCUCUUCUUCUGUUACUAUUGUAAUAAUCAGACGAUUCCCAAUUUUACUAUAUUCUUAUUUUAUUUUGUUUUGUACACUUUCUUUUUCACACCUCAUUUAAUAUGUUUUCCUCAUUUUUUGCUUGCUAAAUUAUAUAAAAAUAAAACCUAAAGACCUUUUAUAAUCUUUAACACUAUAAAAGCUAUACAUACAUAUAUAUACAUGUAUAUAUAUAUAUAUAUAUGUGUGUGUGUGCGUGCGCUUGUGCUUGUGCUUGUGCUUGUGCUUGUGCUUGUGCUUGUGCUUGUGCUUGUGCUUGUGCGUGUAUGUGUAUGUGUAUGUGUAUGUGUAUGUGUAUGUGUAUGUGUAUGUGUGCGCUUAUGUGUUUCUGUGAUUAUUUUAUUUUUACUUUGAAAACAUAAAUAAAAUAAGAAAUAUAUAUCU